Molecule: messenger RNA, 333 nt
Organism: Zasmidium cellare ATCC 36951
Lineage: Eukaryota; Fungi; Ascomycota; Dothideomycetes; Mycosphaerellales; Mycosphaerellaceae
Exons: 2
Coding region: 1-333 (110 amino acids)
Cellular component (GO): mitochondrial matrix
Molecular function (GO): metal ion binding; ATP binding; protein folding chaperone
Source: RefSeq, a predicted model, not a curated record
AUGAUCAUACAUCGCCGCAGAGCUAAUGCGACUGGAUUACAGGCCACUACUCUUAAAUCCAUCAAGGCACUCGCCCCCCUCCUCGACCGUGUCCUCGUCCAGCGCGCAAAGGCCGAAGCGAAGACUGCCGGGGGUAUCUUCCUGCCAGAGACCGCCGUGAAGGAGCUCAACGAGGCGAAGGUGCUGGCUGUUGGCCCAGGAGCAUUGGACAGGGACGGCAAGCGGAUACCAAUGGGUGUGAGCGCAGGUGACAAGGUCUUGAUCCCACAGUUCGGUGGAAGCCCGAUCAAGGUUGGCGAGGAUGAGUUCUCUAUCUUCAGAGACCACGAGUAA